AUGGUGCUUCUGGGCCAGUUUACUGAUGGGAGGAUGAAUGUGGACACUGCUUUCCUGAGUGCAAUGCCAUCAGCAGCUAUUUUCCAGUUCGUCCUCCUCGCUCAGCAACGCACGUUUGGGUUUGGGGAGGAUAGGGAUGGCGAAACACAAUCAGUCCUUCCGCGUGCUGCUCGUGUGUCACCGCGAGUCGCUCUCAUCGUGAUGGUGGGCGAAUGUGAGCGCACCUCUGCGUCAUGGCAGGCAGCAGCUGGAAUAAAUGCAAGGGGGCUUGCGAACGACCUCUCAGCUGACUUUGCGGGGAGAAUGGUGGUCCUCGACACGAAGGACGCGUCCCCUCCCUCGAUCGAUCCUGCGCAGGAUCGAUAUUUGGCGGGGUUCGAGAAGGUUCUGCUAGUUGUAAAAUGUAUCAAGCAGGAGUUCAGUGUGGUGGAGGAUCAAUAUUGCACGAUCGGUCGAGGGAAGGUACGCGUCCUAAUCCCCUCCUCCGCACCCCCCGCACCCCUUCCCACAGCCCUCCAACCUCCCUCUGUUGUUCUGACCCCCUCUCGUUCCAUCCCGAUCGUUUGUACCACUCCCUCCCUGCCAUAUCCCCUUUUUGAACCACUUAGGCUCCCCAUGCCUGCUGCUGCAGCAGCAUUGGCAGCGGCCAUGGCAAAUAAGCCCACUGCUGCUGCUGCUGCUGCUGCUGCUGCUGCUGCUGCUGCUGCUGCUGCUGCUGCUGCUGCUGCUGCUGCUGCUGCUGCUGCUGUCACCUCUGCUGCCACUGCUGCAGCCACUGCUGCCACCACUGCUGCCGCCACUGCUGCUGCCACUGCUGGCACCACUGCUGCUGCCACUGCUGCCACCACUGCUGCUGCCACUGCUGCCACCACUGCUGCUGCCACUGCUUCUGCAGCCACUGCUGUAGCCACUGCUGAUCGCCUCCAUUACUGCUCGUCCAUUAUGCUCGCUUCCCUCACUGCUCUCUUGCUCGUCCUUGUCCCCAGCUUCCCUGCAGUCACAGUCAACUCUUCCCUCAACCUCACCUCUCUUUCCAUCAUCACUCCCUGCCACCCUACCCGCCUAUCCGCCUGCGAACAUCAUCGUACAUAA
Molecule: messenger RNA, 1092 nt
Organism: Closterium sp. Naga37s-1
Lineage: Eukaryota; Viridiplantae; Streptophyta; Zygnematophyceae; Desmidiales; Closteriaceae
Source: the annotation of a GenBank genome assembly